Molecule: messenger RNA, 435 nt
Organism: Serendipita indica DSM 11827
Lineage: Eukaryota; Fungi; Basidiomycota; Agaricomycetes; Sebacinales; Serendipitaceae
Source: the annotation of a GenBank genome assembly
AUGGCAACACCCAAGCAUUGGCCUACAGGGGUCACGUACAUUACCAAACCAGUUUAUCAUUCAUCUGUUACCAAAGAUGUUGUGAAUCUCCUUCGCUCGUCAGUGACGGGAGGGGGUGAUCUACCAUUGGUCCUGUCAGAAUUACAAACAAUCCCAGUUGCGCCUGCUGUCGAGAGCAGUCACAGACUGACACAUAUCCAGCGCAUCGACGACAAGGAGCAUCCAGCGCAGGGACAACUUGGAUUGUUUGCGUCGAGAAAGGUUGCAGCGGAUACGAUGCUCCUAUUCUACAUAGGCGAGGUGCAUGCACAAGACAGAGACUCGGACUACGAUCUCUCGUUACUCCGCAUCCCAUUACAGCGACCAACUGGACCUGGGAAGUCGGAUCUCUUAUUCAUUGCCCGCUUCAGUAGACACGCAGAUUCAGAGUCCUGA